Messenger RNA from Quercus lobata, 456 nucleotides. RefSeq lists its product as uncharacterized. Lineage: Eukaryota; Viridiplantae; Streptophyta; Magnoliopsida; Fagales; Fagaceae. The record is from RefSeq and is a predicted model, not a curated record. The transcript has a single exon. The coding region runs from base 1 to 456 and encodes 151 amino acids.
AUGGCCAUGAGGAAGGGUAAGACUCUUAGGACCUACUCGGACAGGUAUUGGGAAAUGUACAAUGAAAUAGAUGGAAAUUUUGAAGAUGCAGCAGUGAGAACAUUUAAAGUGGGGCUCCCGACGGAACAUGAAUUGCGGAAAUCAUUGAUAAUGAAGCCUGCCCUUAGUAUGCGCCAACUUAUAAAUCGCAUUGGUAAGUAUAAGAGAGUAGAGGAAGAUCAAACCCUAAGGAAGGGCAAAGCUAAGGUUUUCCCAGAGAAAAAGGAUCCUCAACAAGGAGGAUAUCAUAAUAACUGCCCUAGGAGAGAUUUCUCCAAUCAGACAUCAUCUGUGGGGGCUCAAGUGAUUAAUUCAUUAUUUAAAGAGCCAGUCUAUCAGAUACUAAAAAAGAUAAAGAAUGAACCAUAUUUCAGAUGGCCCAAUAAGAUGGGUGGGGAUCCUUCCAAGAGGAACUAG